Phaeoacremonium minimum UCRPA7 is the source of this 1320-nucleotide messenger RNA. RefSeq names its product putative 26s protease regulatory subunit 7 protein. The record is from RefSeq and is a predicted model, not a curated record. Gene Ontology annotation, biological process: proteasome-mediated ubiquitin-dependent protein catabolic process. The transcript is spliced from 3 exons. Lineage: Eukaryota; Fungi; Ascomycota; Sordariomycetes; Togniniales; Togniniaceae. The coding region runs from base 1 to 1320 and encodes 439 amino acids. Gene Ontology annotation, cellular component: proteasome regulatory particle, base subcomplex. Gene Ontology annotation, molecular function: proteasome-activating activity; ATP hydrolysis activity; ATP binding.
AUGCCUUCUGCCACGGGAUCAAACUGGGAGAAGUACCAAAAGAAAUAUGCAGAUGACGAGAUUGAGGAGAAGAAGAUCACACCUCUCACAGAUGAGGACAUCCAAGUCCUCAAGACCUACGGCGCCGCGCCCUACGGAGCAGCCCUCAAGAAGCUCGAGCAACAGAUAAAAGAGAAGCAGCAGAGUGUGGACGAGAAGAUCGGCGUCAAGGAGUCGGACACGGGGCUGGCGCCGCCUCACCUCUGGGAUGUCGCCGCCGACCGUCAGCGCAUGUCAGAAGAGCAACCGCUUCAAGUAGCGCGGUGCACCAAGAUCAUCGCCGACGAGAAGGACGACUCCAAGAGCAAGUAUGUCAUCAACGUCAAGCAGAUUGCCAAGUUCGUUGUCCAGUUGGGCGAGCGCGUCAGCCCCACGGAUAUCGAGGAGGGCAUGCGUGUCGGCGUCGACCGCAAUAAGUACCAGAUCCUGCUACCCCUGCCGCCCAAGAUCGAUGCCAGCGUUACAAUGAUGACGGUCGAGGAGAAGCCUGAUGUUACGUACGGUGAUGUCGGUGGCUGCAAAGAGCAGGUCGAGAAGCUGCGAGAGGUCGUCGAGAUGCCGCUGUUGUCACCCGAGCGGUUCGUAAACCUUGGUAUCGACCCACCGAAGGGAGCGCUGCUGUACGGCCCUCCUGGAACAGGAAAGACGCUGUGUGCUCGUGCUGUGGCGAACAGAACCGACGCAACGUUCAUCCGAGUUAUUGGAAGCGAGUUGGUACAGAAGUACGUUGGUGAGGGUGCUCGUAUGGUCCGUGAGCUGUUCGAGAUGGCCCGGACAAAGAAGGCUUGCAUCAUUUUCUUUGACGAAAUCGAUGCUAUUGGCGGCGCUCGUUUCGAUGAUGGUGCUGGUGGUGAUAACGAAGUCCAGAGAACUAUGCUGGAGCUGAUCACCCAGCUGGACGGUUUUGAUGCUCGAGGCAACAUCAAGGUCAUGUUCGCCACAAACAGACCGUCGACUCUGGAUCCUGCCUUGAUGAGACCCGGCCGUAUCGAUCGAAAGAUCGAGUUCUCGCUACCUGAUCUCGAGGGUCGUGCAAACAUUCUCCGUAUCCACGCCAAGAGUAUGUCCGUGGAGCGAGACAUUCGCUGGGAGCUGAUUUCUCGUCUCUGCCCCAAUGCUACCGGUGCCGAGCUGCGCAGUGUCUGCACAGAGGCAGGCAUGUUCGCCAUCCGUGCCAGGAGAAAGGUUGCCUCAGAGAAGGACUUCCUGAGCGCGGUGGACAAGGUGAUCAAGGGCAACUUGAAGUUCAACUCGACUGCUACAUACAUGCAGUAUAAUUAA